AUGGGGCUUUCGAAAGCCCUUCAACGCUUGAAGGUCUCAGUACGCCAUGGUGGCAGCAACGUGGACAAGGACCACGCCAAUGGUGGCCCAUCCGCGCAGACACCAGUGCCACCCAUCGAUGACAGCUCCUCCAUGACUGGGGCUUUCCCGAGCUCGGCCAAUAUCGCCGACCAGCGACUGUCGCAGUCUAAUUCAGGCCCGCUCCAAGGUACAGAAUCGGAAUCUUCCUGCGUGUCCGGUCCAACUUGCAUUUCAACGACUCAAGCCAACCCGGCGCUCUCUCAGACGACGCAGUUGCCAUCGGAAACCAUGCCGUCGCUAUGGAACCGCGCCUACGAAGCUCUUCGCGAAAAGGAGGUGCAGCUCGUGGAUCAAUACGAGGCGCUUCUCUCCAGAGAAUUGGUGGAGCAUACCACCAGUAUAGCCAGACUGCAGGAUAUACCUCACCACGAAGAGGACUUCAGUCAUCCUGAGAAUAGAAUCAAUACUCACCCUGACAAACGCCAGGCCCAACUCAAGAGCAUCACCGACCGGGGCAUGCAACGAGCGGACGAAAAGAAGACCAAAUACACUAUCUUCGGCCACGAUUUUGUUCUGAGGGACCAGAUCGCACAAGUAGCUCAAUUCACACAGGCUAUCAAAGGCCUCAUCAAUGAGGCUGUCAAGGUGUCCCCUGAGGCAUCGCUCGCCUGGGCCGGCGUCUGUGUCCUCCUGCCGGUGUUGACGAACCCGAGUGCGGCAGAAGAAGCCAAUCGUGACGGCUUGUCAUAUGUUACCUCUCGCAUCCGCUACUAUGUGGAGCUCGAACGUCUCCUAUGGCCGGAAACCAUACGCGGCUCGGCCCUGAAACCCGAAUUUGACAGCCAUAUUGUGGACCUAUAUGAACGCAUCCUCGAAUUUCAAAUCAAGAGCGUUCUGCGAUUCUACCGGACAUGGGUUGCCAAUAUAAGUCGGGAUGUGAUCCGCCACGAUGAAUGGGAGAAAAUGGUGUCCAAGAUAAAGGAACUAGAACAGAUCGUGCGGGAAGAAUCAAGUACUGUGAACACCAUUGCUUCACAGAAUACUCUAGAAGUCCUCAGCAAGGCGGCAGAACAGCAGUAUGGAAACAUGCGAUCCUUGUUAUCCAUCGCGGAGGAGCAGCUGGCGGAGCAAAGGCACACAAACCGAAUACUCGAGGAUCGCCCUAUAGACCUUCCAGUCGUCAACGAAGCGCGCUACGAUAGCGCCGAUGUUCAGGAUAGCCCAAGAUGUGUGCGCGGUACUCGAAGUCGCAUUCAGGAAACAAUCAGUCAGUGGGCAGACGAAGACUCCAGCGAACCUUUCUUCUGGCUUGUCGGCCCUGCAGGGACCGGCAAAUCCACCAUCGCACGCAGUGUUGUUGACUCUUUCUCCAGCGGGAAGCGAUUAGUUGCUGGAUACUUUUUCAAGAGAGGCGAGCAGAACCGCAAUGACACCUCUCGACUGUUUCCCACUCUUGCUAUGCAACUGGUUGACGCCAUUACUCCCUUCAAAAGCUGUCUUCAGAAGUCCUUAGACGGUCUCGAUAGGGACGCAGUGGAAAAGAAGGGGCUUGAAUUUCAGUUCGACAAGCUCCUAUGGCUCCCCUUGAUAGAGCUUCCUCCAGCCGGAACAAACCAAUUAUCCAAGGCAGUUAUAAUCGACGCCUUGGACGAGUGUGAACGCCCUGAGCACUUCUCGCGGAUCAUGACCUUACUGUCCAAGCUUCAUAAAAUCUCUUCAAUUCGCUUGCGAAUACUUCUCACAAGCAGACCCGACCCAAAGAUUAUCGACGCUUUUGAGUCUCUACUCAAGAACAAAACUGCUCGCAGACUUGAGUUACAUCGAGAAUUCUCUGAAGACACCAAGACCGACAUCCAAAUUUUCUUGAGCACGAAAUUCGCAGACAUACGAAGGAAGUGUAGGGUCCAACAAGACCCGUGGCCAACUGCUGAGGACUUGGACUGCCUGCUUCGACUGGCUACAAGCCCCGAGCCCCUAUUCAUCUAUGCUGCCACUCUUUGCCGAUUUGUCUACGACGAACAGCGCCCGAGAAAUCCAAAGAAUCAAUUGAAGCUGUGGCUCAAGCAGUGUGAAGACAACAAGUCUCAGCUUAAUCAGAUUUAUGAUCCUAUUCUCAGCCAGAUUUUCUAUGGUAAUGAGGAUGUGGAAUCUGGUCAGCAGCUGCAAUUCCUGGGCUCUCUUGUUCUUCUCGCUACUCCACUGCCGGCUAUGUCACUCGCUGGUCUCCUUGGCAUUGACAUAGACGAUGUCAACUGGUGGCUUCCGGAGUUGCACGCAGUAUUAGACAUCCCUCCUGAACCCCAAAGCCCUAUACGGCUGCUGCACAAGUCAUUCAGCGACUUUCUCCUCUACGCCGACGAUUCUCAUGCCAGCGUGUAUCGAGUGAACGCUUCAGAGACACACGCUCUGCUAGCGGCGAAAUGCAUUCAGCGUAUGACGGGAGCAUUGAAACGGGACAUCUGUGAUAUCCGAAGACUAGACGCGACUCGAGACGAAAUCGACAAGAACAUUAUAGAUCUUUGUAUACCUGCCGAUCUCAAGUACGCUUGCCUUCACUGGGUUUAUCACCUACAAGGCAGUGGACGAUCUCUCAACAAUUGUGUUUCCUCCUUCCUCUACGAACAUUUCCUUCACUGGCUAGAAAUCUUGUCACUUCUUGAACGCCUUGGAGACGCGAUUACUGCCGUUAUAUCGCUUCUAGAAUUAAGCAAGCACUUCUCUAACACCCCUGUGGAAUUUGUUGGGUUUGUGGAAGAUGCCAGCAAGGUCAUUUCAAAAUUUGGGUCGAUCAUUGAGCGCGCACCUCUUCAAAUUUACGGGACUCUGCUCCUAUUCUCUCCGGCGGCAAGCAAAGUGCACCAAAAGCUUUGGAGUCAACGCAUGCCGAGGCUUGGCCAUGUUCAGGGUGUGAAAUCUGACUGGGAUGCACACCUGCAAACGCUUGAGGGCCAUAGCGAACCCGUCACAGCAGUUGCGUUUUCGCCGGAUGGCAAGCUUCUAGCAUCAGCAUCAAGAGACCAUACGAUCCGACUGUGGAAUGCAUAUACUGGCACCCACCUGCAGACGCUUGAGGGCCACGACGAUGAUGUCAACACAAUCACCUUCUCACCCAACAACCAGAUCUUGGCGUCAGAAUCUAGCGACCAGACAAUCCGGAUCUGGGAUGUAACAACUGGUACGCGUGAGAAAACGUUUGACGUCGACGGGCAAUCCGCCGAAGCGAUUGCCUUUUCGCCAGAUGGCCUGUUUCUAGCAUUCGCAUCAUUAGGAGCUACUCAGAUCCGACUGUGGAACACGAAGACUGGCGCAGUCCUGGAAAAGACGUUGGAUGACUACGAAGCCUCCGUCUAUUAUGGUGCCUUCUCACCCGACUUCCAGCUUAUAGCAUUAGUCUUUACGGAUGACACAAUUAGGCUCUGGAAACUAGCAACUGGCGCGUACCAUUGCACGCUUAGGGGUCAUAGUGGCAUAAUAUGGACAGUUGCCUUCUCGCCAGACGGCCAGUUAAUAGCAGCAGAAUCAUCCGAUUAUACUAUUGGGGUUUGGAACACAGCGAAUGGUGAGCAGAAGCACAUUCUUAAGGGGCACACCGAAUCGGUCAACUCAGUUGCUUUCUCCCCAGAUGGCCAGCUUUUAGCAUCGUGUGGCGACAAUACGGUUCGGCUUUGGAGCGCAACAACUGGGUCGCACCUGACAACAUUUGCGGAUCCCUACUCUUCUGCUGUUACUUUCUCAGCAAACAGCCAGGUUAUUUCAUCGGGGUCAUAUGACGGUAGUGUCCGAAUGUGGGAUGCAAGAUUAUCUACACACCAAGAAUCUUUCGAUCACCAUAGCGAAAAUGUCCGCGCAGUCGUCUUCUCACCUGACGGCAAGCUUGUAGCAUCAGCGUCGCAGGACAAAACAGUCAAAGUCUGGGACGCAGUAACGGGGUUACACCUGAGGACCCUUGAGGGCCACAGGUAUCCGGUUUUCAGCGUCACUUUCUCACCCGACAGCAAACUUUUAGCAUCCGCGUCGAUCAACGGUACGGUCCGGAUUUGGAACGCGGGAAAUGGCACACACCAACAAACACUCGACGAUCAAAAUGGUCUAAUCCGGGCUGUCGCUUAUUCAACAGAUGGCCAAUUAGUAGCAAUGGUAUCCCUUGGUAACACCAUUCGGCUCCAUAACGCGAGAACCGGGGCCCACAUACAUACGCUCAAGGGCCAUAGCAGUCCAGUCGAUGAGAUCGUUUUCUCGCCUGAUAGUCGGAUCUUAGCGUCGCGGUCACGGGAGGAACCUAUCCGGCUUUGGAGUAUGAGAACAGGCACGUUCAUGUGGAUGCUCGAAGAUCAAGAAGACCACGUUUUUCAAAUCGCCUUCUCGCCCGACAGCCAGCUCAUUGCGUUUAUAUCUGAGGGCCACAUUGUUUACUGGAACGCGGUUACAGGUGCGCACCAGCAGACGCUGGAGGUGAGGGACGCCUGGCGAGUCGCCUUCUCUUACAAUAAUCAGCUUCUAGCGAUAUCAAUAAAUGACCUGGUCAAGGCAGAAAGGAUCGAUCUCUGGGACACAACGAUAGGUGAACACAGGCACACACUCCAGGGCCACAGGGGCACUGCUACGGACAUUGUCUUCUCACCCGACAGCCAGCUUGUCGCUGUAGUAUCACAAGAUAGGACUCUCCGGCUUUGGAACACAGUAACAUAUACCCACUUGCAUACACUCGAGAGCCCAAAUGAUGUUAUCACAACAAUCAAGUUUUCACCGGAUGGGCAAAUGAUAGCGUCAGCAUCACGAGACAAGACGGUCCGUCUCUGGGAUACAACAACGGGCUUACAACUACAGGUGAUGCAGUACGACAAAGGCUUUGUUAGAGAGAUCACCUUCUUUCCUAACGAGCUUGUACUGUCAGUAUCAAGUGACGAGUUAGACCGGUUCUGGAAUCUCUGGAACCCAAUGACGCUCGAAUUCCACAGAUACCCUAUCACAGCUGCUCAUGAACAAAACACUCCUGAUCCGCUCACCUAUGGGGUCAAUCUUAACGCGUAUGGAAAGUGGAUCAUGAAAGAUUCUGAAAAACUCGUGUGGCUUCCUCCGGAAUACCGACCUUCAACAUGGGCUAGAAGAGAGUCUACGAUCUUCAUUGGGUGUAGUUCAGGUCGACUUCUCAGAUAUGAAGCUGUUUGA
Messenger RNA from Neoarthrinium moseri, 5190 nucleotides. RefSeq lists its product as uncharacterized. The record is from RefSeq and is a predicted model, not a curated record. The transcript has 4 exons. Gene Ontology annotation, molecular function: protein binding. The coding region runs from base 1 to 5190 and encodes 1729 amino acids. NCBI's taxonomy places the organism in Eukaryota, Fungi, Ascomycota, Sordariomycetes, Amphisphaeriales, Apiosporaceae.